AUGUUCUAUUACAUAUCACCCAUAGCGUUGCUAUUCCAAUACUAUAUUACCAACGUUUGUGUACCUGUGUGUGCGUGUGUGUGUGUGUGUGUGUGUGUGUGUGUGUGUGUGUGUGUGUGUGUGAUAUGUGUCUGUCUGUCUAUCUGUAUAUGUGUCUGUAUCUGUGUCUAUCUGUAUAUGUGUCGGUCUGUCUGUAUAUGUCAAAUUUGA
Messenger RNA from Syngnathus acus (greater pipefish), 210 nucleotides. RefSeq lists its product as uncharacterized. The coding region runs from base 1 to 210 and encodes 69 amino acids. Lineage: Eukaryota; Metazoa; Chordata; Actinopteri; Syngnathiformes; Syngnathidae. The record is from RefSeq and is a predicted model, not a curated record. The transcript is spliced from 3 exons.